This is a messenger RNA of Phytophthora infestans T30-4, 1466 nucleotides long. RefSeq lists its product as uncharacterized. The record is from RefSeq and is a predicted model, not a curated record. The coding region runs from base 1 to 1335 and encodes 444 amino acids. The transcript has 2 exons. NCBI's taxonomy places the organism in Eukaryota, Oomycota, Peronosporomycetes, Peronosporales, Peronosporaceae.
AUGAAGACAGGCAGCGUAAUUAGUACUGGUACACCACUACAAACUCUCAUGGACAUGCGUUCGUUGAUCCACCAGGGCUUGUCCCCGAGCAGCAGCAGCGGCUCUGCUCCAGCUUCGAGCUCCAACUCCAGUGCAACCCUCAACAGCAGCUUUCCCACCUCCUCUGCGCUACCUGUGCCGUCCUUCCCGGCUAUGCGGCCGCAGCCGACUAUUUUCCAGCGCGCUGCCGCUCCAGGCGCUGCAGUUCCGCAGGCACCGACACUAGCGCCGCUUCGCUUUAUCAUACCCAGUUCUCGCACUACAAACAGCUUUGGUACCGGUCUUACGGCCGCCAUCCCGUCCGCCUCCGCGAAUCCACCCCUCUAUAGCACCUUAAACGAUCCUGAGCGCGAGCCGCUGCCACAACAUUCGUUGCUUUACCCGCAGGACCGAUUCGCUACCAAGACGGAGGAACAGCAACUCUCCCCCACGGGUGAAAACAUGCUGAACGGCCUCAGCCAGACCAAGAAGAUCACACCCAAGCGCACUCGUCAACCAAAGCUCUCGAAUCGUUCCACCAAGAGCAAAGCUCGCCCAGGUCUCCGCAAGGGCAAGUGGACAGAAGAGGAGAGCCGAUACGCUGCCCAGCUCACUAACUACUUUAAGGAAGGACUUUUGCCUAUCGAGAGAGGCACAAUGCUGCGUCUCUACCUGUCACAGAAGCUCAACUGUGAGCCCAUGCGUAUCACUAAGAAGUUCACGGGCGGAGAGUGUAUCGGCAAGCAAGUUUACCGUCCGUGCAGCCCCACUCCGGGGUCCCGUGUGAGGAUCAUGCAGGCACAACUCGAGCUGGUGGCGCUUGAGGCUGCGUUCAUCAAGCGACUUAAAGAGAACCGGGAGGACCCUCCCAUCGCAACAGACGAGUUCGACGUGCGGUGUGGGUCAUCUAGCAAUAGGUCACGACCCGUCCCGCUUAAGCCCCGCAUGUUCCAGGACAAAGAGGGAGACGAAGAGGACGCCAAUGCCGUGGGAUUGCUUCUCGACUUUUUCUACAAGGCCAAUCGAAACGAGAAGAAGGAAGGCAAGCGUGCUUCUGCGGAUAAGGACGACGAAUGUUCUUCCAGUAAGCAAACUGAGGCGAAGGAAGGAGCAGUAGCAGAAGAGGAACAAAUCGUGAAGGAACCUAUAGAGACGACUGCGCCGACCUCACCGAGCACCACCGCAACCAACAGCGAGAACGACACAGCGAUCAAUUCCCCGACGAAACGAAUGCGCGCGCUCUCGGUUAGCUGCGUUGACCCUGCAGCGGCCAAGCGCUCACGCAUCGGCUCCUUCUCCACUGUCACGGCUGCAUAGAGAACAUUGACCGAUCAGAGGGAGAGAGAGAGCUAUAGAAAAGUGUUAGAUGCCUGGAAUUUUUAGCCUGUUUUGUCUAGCCUUGCAUGUCAUCACGUAACUAGAACACGAGAACCUUAUGAACUCCCAUC